Molecule: messenger RNA, 1762 nt
Organism: Ilex paraguariensis (yerba mate)
Lineage: Eukaryota; Viridiplantae; Streptophyta; Magnoliopsida; Aquifoliales; Aquifoliaceae
Source: the annotation of a GenBank genome assembly
AGAAUGAAUUGUGCCGAAUGAAAAUGGACAUUUCCAUGCUUGAUGAGCUUGUUCACGAGUAUUGUGUCUAUAGGGGUAUCGUGGACUCUGGCCUUGCUUCCCCUUCUGUGUCUGGAUCUUUAAGAGUUGAUCAAUCAGAGCCUGGAUGUUGUUUAUCAAGAAACUGUUCUACUGAAGGUGAAUAUGGAGCCAGUAAACAUUCUGAUGGUGAAACUUCCGUUAAUAAUGCUCAAUUGGUAAGCUCUCCUGAAACUAAUGCUGAUGUGGUGAGCAUGCAAAAUACUGAUUUGAAAGAGCGAUACCCUUGUGAGACAACAAGCAACCAUGAAGACUGUAGCACCAGUGGGACACAUCAUCCCGACAAUUUGAAGGUGCUGCAAAGAAGUCGAAAUCAUGGAACUGGGGAAAGAAACAAACGCAAGCGGUGGAGAGGAAGACAGGAGAAGCUGGAAUUUCUUUCUGAGGUUUUCAGUGGAAACAAGCAAGAGCCUGGCCCUAAUUCCUUUUUUGCCAGAACAAAUAUGUUAAAAGAACAACAGGCUUCUGAAAAAUUAGUCACAAUGGAUGUUAUAAACAUCAGGGAGGACAAGUAUGAGAUUGUGUUGGCAAUGAAGGAACUAGCAAGCAGAGGAAUGGCUGCAGAGGUUGUGGAAGAAAUAAAUGCUAUAGACCCAAUCUUCUUUGAGCAAAAUCCGCUUUUGCUCUUCCAACUUAAGCAGGUUGAAUUUUUGAAGCUGGUCAGCUCUGGUGAUCAUUCUAGUGCACUAAGGGUUGCUUGUUCUCAUUUGGGCCCUUUGGCAGCUAGCGAUCCUGCUUUGCUGAAGCCUUUAAAGGAAACAUUGUUGGCCCUGCUCAGAACUAGUGAAGAGGCACUAGGAGAACGCGUGCCUUUAUAUGCUCUUGCAUCUUCACUCCAGGUUGCUAUUGGUCGGAAGCUUGGUAUAGAAGAACCCCUUCUUAUGAAGAUAAUGAGAGCAACCCUUUACACACAUAACGAGUGGUUUAAACUUCAGAUGUGUAAAGAUCACUUUGAAGGUCUCUUGAGGAUUGACUCGCUGAAAGAAGUUAGUAUUCCUUUGCUUGCUGAUGCUGCCUCCAAGUCAAAUGUUGAUACUUGCACCCAUGGAUCCUCCCAAGUUACGAUAUCCUCAAGCAAUAGGAUGCAGGAAGAUGGGAGCAGUCCUACUCAAGUAUCAUCUGGAGAUGUUUUAUGUGAUGAAAAUGCAAUUAUUAAAGUUAUGGAAUUUCUUGCUUUGCCAAGGGCCGAUGCCAUCCAUCUUCUUGCACAGUACAACGGGAAUGCCGAGACUGUAAUCCAGCAGAUAUUUGCAUAGUUUGGAGUGCACAGUUGUAGUGAAACUCAGUUUCUUUGUUUAUUUAUUUGUUUCGGAUAUUAUUUUAUUAACUUGUACCAUAGAUAUUCCAUGUUCAUACACACACACUUUCUGGGUGAAAAUCCCCAAUUCUGUACAAUUAUGUGAGGUGCUCUGGUCAGAUAUAAAGAACUUGUCAUUCUGAAUUAUUCGAUUGGUUCAGUUAUGUGUAACGGUGAUGAGACUGAACUCUUGUUACUUAUUUUUCAGGGAUAGUGAGUACUUUCAAUCUUUAUCUGGGGAGGCAUUAUUAUGUUCAUGUUGUCUGCCCUUGACAUUUUGAAAAGGUAAGACUCCAAUCCUCUUCCCUUUUCACAUAUUUCUCUUAGGAAAGAAUUUGGCUCUUGACGCAUUCUCCUAAUUCUUCCAACACAUUUUUAUUCCAGUAG